Molecule: messenger RNA, 545 nt
Organism: Drosophila subobscura
Lineage: Eukaryota; Metazoa; Arthropoda; Insecta; Diptera; Drosophilidae
Exons: 1
Coding region: 30-530 (166 amino acids)
Source: RefSeq, a predicted model, not a curated record
AGCUCGUACGGACUAAAAUAUUCUCGUACAUGUAUAUGAAAAUAUUAUAUACGCAAGUACACAUGAUGUCUAUGAAUACCAGCUACCGCUGCAUGAUACUGGAAUGUCUUCGGGAGAAUGCCGCCAACAUGCGGAUUGAACAUCAGGCACUAUGCGACCGCAUCAGAAUUGCCCUGCAGACUUCCCGCGAGAGUCUCCGACGAAUCGAAAACAUGAACCACCAGCUACAGGAGAUAAAGGUUACUGUUCACAAUGCAUUGGCCUCAAUCAGUCAGCCAGAGCCAGCCGAUGUGAAAUAUGUAGUCCGCGAUAUAUACAAUGUAUUAGCAGAUAAUGUGGCUGCUUUACUAUCAAACUCAGUGUUCGAAUCGGUCACCCACUGUCUGCACACGGUCCCUGACUCAAAAACCAUUGAAUCAUACGAUGGCGCGAUCAUCACAUUGGACAAUGAUCCAGUUCCGGAGAGAGUUCCCGAUUCAGACUCGGACCCUCAGUCUACUGCAGAGUCUUCUGCUGAAUUUCAGGACUGAAAGACAUUUAGAAAC